Gymnogyps californianus (California condor) is the source of this 2001-nucleotide messenger RNA. It is a transcript of the gene KIF2B, whose product is annotated as kinesin family member 2B. Gene Ontology annotation, biological process: microtubule-based movement. The record is from RefSeq and is a predicted model, not a curated record. Gene Ontology annotation, molecular function: ATP binding; microtubule binding; microtubule motor activity. Lineage: Eukaryota; Metazoa; Chordata; Aves; Accipitriformes; Cathartidae.
AUGGCUGGGGAGUUUGGGCGCAUCCAGUUGGGCACCUACGUGGAGAUCAAGCGCAGCGAUGGGCGCAUCCACCCGGCACUGGUGACAGAGCUCCAUGAAAGCACUUCCAGCAUCACUGUGGAGUGGCUCGAGAAAGGGGCAAACAAGAGCAAGCAGGUGGAUCUCCAGCUCGUCUUUGCCCUCAACCCCCUGGCCCCAAGGAGCACAUCCACAACCAGCAUCAAGGCCCCACUGUCAGCAAAAGGGGACCAGAGCCUGGUGAGUGAAUGGCUGUCGCAGCCCAUCAAAGUGAAGAACCCAUCUGGGGACAGCAGGGGCCCUGUGGCUGCCUGGCCUGGCUCCAGGGGCUGCAGACCCAGGUGGACAUCACCAUGUGUGCGGCAGAUAGAAAGGCUGUGAGAACAGCGGGAACACCAGCGGCUGGAGGUGCAGGAGCAGCAAGCCCAGCAGGCCACUGCUUCACUCCACCCCAGGACUGAUGUGAUUGCCAUGAUCCAGAAAUGCCGCAGCCACCUGGACUGCGAGGCACUGUGGGCCACCACACCAUGCUGGCCCCAUCGCAACUGCAUGUGUGUUCGGAGGCGGCCACUGAACCAACAGGAGGCUGAGCUCAACGACUUCGAUGUAGUGACAGUGCCCUGCCAGGACACGGUGACGGUGCAUGAAGCUAAGCAGAAGCUGGACCUCACAUGGCACCUGGACAACCAGGUCUUCUGCUUUGACCAUGCCUUCGAUGAUUGUGCCACCAAUGAGCUGGUGUACAGGCACACCGCCCAGCCCCUGGUGGAGACCAUCUUCCAGGGGAACAUGGCUACCUGCUUUGCCUAUGGCCAGACAGGCGGCAGCAAGACACACACCAGGAGGGGCAGUUUCUCUGUCAAGAACUCUGAGCCCUCCAAAGGGAUCUACCUCCUGGUUGCCGAGGAUGUCUUCCACAGGCUGCAGGACCCCAGCUGCCAGAAACUGGAGCUUCAAGUCUACGGGGCCUUCUUUGAUAUUUAUGGGAGCAAAGUGUUUGACCUUCUGAACUGGAAGAAGCACCUGAGGGUGCUGGAAGACAGUAAACAGCAGAUCCAAGUGGUGGGGCUGUGGGAGGAAGAAGUCACCGGUGUGGAAGAUGUCAUCAAGCUAAUUGAAACAGGUAGCAAGUGUUGCACGUCAGGCAAGACCUCUGCCAACACUCACUCCUCACGGAGCCAUGCCAUCUUCCAGAUCAUGCUCAAGAGAGGGCAUUUGUAUGCCAAGUUUUCCGUGGUUGAUUUGGCUGGGAAUGAGCGAGGAGCUGACAUCUCCACUGCAGACAGGCAAACAACGCUGGAGGAGGAUGAUAUUAAUAAAAGCCUCUUGGCACUCAAGGAGUGUAUGAGGGCAUUGGGGCAUAACAGAGCCCACACCCCGUUCAGGGCUAGCAAACUCAGCCAGGUCCUGAGGGACUCAUUUAUAGGGGAAAACUCCUGUACCUGCAUGAUUGUCACUGUCUCUCCAGGAAUGAGAUCCUGCAAGCACACCCUUAACACCCUAUGGUACGCCAACCGUGUGAAGGAGCUGGUGGUGAAUUUAAAUUCCCUUGGACAACCCUGUCAGGAGGUGUUCAGGUUCCCACGUCAGCUGAAGGACAUGAAGAAACCCCGGAUGAUUCAGAACUGUCCCAGGACAGCUGAGUUACAGCUAUUUGUGGUUCAGGCAGACAAGGAAGUCUCCCCCCAGCUAUUUACUUUCAAUGCUGAGGGGAAAACACAGAAGAAGAGAAAAGAAGUGGAUGAGAAAACGCUUAUGGAGGAGCAUCAGGAAUCUCUGCAGCGGUUGACAGUAUUCUUAGAAGUGGCUGGGGAAAUAGACUACAAUGUAGAUUUUUACGCUGCACAGUUUGAAUCAGUCGUGGGUCAAAAAAUUGGCAUCCUGACCGAGAUCCAAGAAAAAGUCAGAUUAUUCCGGUCAGCUCUUUGCAAGGAAGAACAGGGCAGCAACCAGACCUGCACAAAGAGAUCCCAUACGCUGUAA